Meloidogyne enterolobii is the source of this 614-nucleotide messenger RNA. Lineage: Eukaryota; Metazoa; Nematoda; Chromadorea; Rhabditida; Meloidogynidae. The record is from the annotation of a GenBank genome assembly.
UAUCAACUAUUGGGUCUUAUUCUUCUUUUUUGGCUAUUUUCUUUCUUUCCCUUGAAAGAAUGUUGAUUGUUUUAUUUCCUUUAAGGUUUUUUCAUAAAUUAUUUAAUGGGAUUAUGAAUAGGGUUGUCGCCGUCUCCGAAAGUCGAGAAAUUUGAGAGUAUCUUUUGCUGCCUCCCCGAAAGUUUUUCCCCGUGGCACUCACCCUCCCCCCAGUCAAAGAACAACCGACUUAUGGGAACAACCCGCAACCCACUUAUCUUUUUUAACUUUAACAAAUUUAUUUUACCAGAAUGCAUGUAAUUCCUGAUUCCACAAUGUUUCGUUCAUAUAUAAUAAUUUAUGGAAUUUGUUUAUUUUUUGGUGGAAUUAUUUCUUAUUUUCAAUUUAAUAUUUCAACAAUGUUAAAUACACCUGUUGACAAUUUGCUUUACUGCAAUUCUGGACUAUAUUCUGAUUUAUUAAGUAAUUAUUACAGCAAAAUAAUUAUUUUACUUUCUCUUUUCAAUUAUUUUAUAAUAUUUUGUAAAAUUAUUUGGUCUUCCUUUGGGAAAAAAUAUUUUAAGCCAAAAAAUCAAAUUUCUCCGAAUAAUGAUCGUCCAGAGAAAGGUAAAUAA